Molecule: messenger RNA, 1965 nt
Organism: Saxophila tyrrhenica
Lineage: Eukaryota; Fungi; Ascomycota; Dothideomycetes; Mycosphaerellales; Extremaceae
Gene: TAF12
Product: Transcription initiation factor TFIID subunit 12
Exons: 1
Coding region: 1-1965 (654 amino acids)
Biological process (GO): DNA-templated transcription initiation; RNA polymerase II preinitiation complex assembly
Cellular component (GO): SLIK (SAGA-like) complex; SAGA complex; transcription factor TFIID complex
Molecular function (GO): DNA binding; protein heterodimerization activity; TBP-class protein binding
Source: RefSeq, a predicted model, not a curated record
AUGGCACAACCAAACAACCAACAAUCCGGCCACCCGCUCAUCAAGCCUGGGCAGGUCGAAGGCCUUCCUCAGCUUACAACCCUGCAGAAAGAGCACUACAAAGCAGGUCUCACAAAGCUUUACAGUGUGCUCCAAAGCAACCCACCAGGCAGCGCAGAGCACAAGGCGGCGGAGGCCAAGAUACGGGAGGCCAGCGUGAAGAUCAUGCAGCAGAUCAGUGGUGCCAAUCGGCCCAAUACUGGUGGCGCACAACAGCAGCCGCAACAGCAGCAGCAGCGACCUCAAAGUCAGCAGGGCGGGAAUCAGGGAGGAAUGCCGCAGUCAGUGGGUAUGGCCCAGCAGGGUAGCCAACAAGGUGGACAGCCUGGACAAGGACAGCAAGGCCAACAGCCGCAGCCGCAGAUGAGUCAGAACGUGAGAAACGAGCUGCAAAACAUUGUCGUGAACUUUCCGCCGCAAGUAUAUGGACAGGGCCAGCAAAGCAUGAACGCAUACAGGACUCAGUGGUACAGGAAGGGUGCCCAGAUCCUGAACAAGAUCGAGGGCUUGAAGGCAAAGGGACAAGGUCUACAGCGGCAGCAACAAGGCGGACAAGGGGACCAACAAGCUGUACAGCGCGAGCUCCAGAACUGCAAGAACGAACUCAUGCAGUCCAGGAACGAGUGGGAGCAGCUCAAGAAUACCAACCAGAAGUUCGCGCAAGGUCAAGGACAGGGUAUGCAGCGUCAGCAAAGUAACCAGGGCCCAAGCCAGCAGAUGAAUGGCGCUCAGCAGCAGCAGCAGCAGCAACAACAUUCGAUGCAGCAAGGCGAUGUGAAGAUGCAGAUGGAUCCUGGGUCUGCCCAGUCCCCCCAGCCGUUGCAGGGUGGAUUCCAGCAAGUACAGCAGCAGCAAGCGCAGCCACCACAAAGCCAAGUCGCUCCUUCACAUCAAAACAUGUCGCAGCCGCCUCAGUCCGCGCAUUCACAAACGCCACAAAGCGCGAACCAACCUCAGCCACCGCAGCAGCAGCAUUAUCCUCAGCAUCAAAACAUGCAGCAGCAGCAGCAACAUCCCAACCAACCGCAGCGCCCGACAUUGAACGCACAGCACAUGCAACAAGCCCAGCAGAACAUGGUACAAGCGCAGCAACAACAGCAGCAGCAUCACAACAACCCUGCAAUGCCACAAGGCGGGAAUCAGCAACAGAUGCCCCGCCAGCAACAACCACAACAGCAGCAACCUCCUCCUACCCUCUCCCACCAAGCGGCGAUCAACCAGGCCGCAGAGUCUUAUUCGCGCCAGCAAGCGCAGACCCAGCAGCAACCCCAGCAACAGCAGCAGCAGCAGCAGCAGCAAAUGCCCCAAGUACCCAACGGCCUGCCCCUCAAUCAACCCCAAUCCGCCACCCAACAGACUCCCACCUCCGCCUACCCUACCCUGCAGCAAAACAAGACACCAGCCGGCGGCAGCAACUCCCUCGGCCGCCCUCUCCAGCUCGACCCCCGCACCCAGCAGCCCGUGCAAGGCCAGCCCUCCCGCCCUACCUACGCCAACGCCGGCAUGCUCUCCCAACCGGGCAUCCAGCGCCCCGCCCAAUUCACCCUCGAAGGCGAAGGCGACCGCGUGCUCUCGAAGCGCAAACUCGACGAGCUAGUCCGCCAAGUCACCGGCACCGUCUCCUCGGACGACACGAACGCGCUCGCGCCGGACGUUGAAGAGAGUGUCUUAACGCUGGCGGACAAUUUUGUGGAUGAAGUGAUCACGGCGGCGUGUCGGUUGGCGAAGUUGCGCCCGGCGCAGACGUUGGAUGUGCGGGAUAUUCAAAUCGUGCUGGAGAGGAAUUAUGGAAUAAGGAUCCCCGGGUAUGGGUUGGAUGAGGUGCGGACGGUGCGGAAGUUCCAGCCGGCGGCGGGGUGGCAGCAGAAGAUGCAGGCGGUGCAGGCGGGGAAGGUGAUGGGUGGGGGUGGGAAUAAGGAUUUGUAG